Molecule: messenger RNA, 3942 nt
Organism: Bombina bombina (fire-bellied toad)
Lineage: Eukaryota; Metazoa; Chordata; Amphibia; Anura; Bombinatoridae
Gene: TRIM24
Product: tripartite motif containing 24
Exons: 10
Coding region: 101-1912 (603 amino acids)
Molecular function (GO): protein binding
Source: RefSeq, a predicted model, not a curated record
UGAGACUGUCGGAUGUCGGGAAGAAGUUCUGACUUAGAAACCGCGGAAGCGGUGAGACUUGUGUGGGUUCGAUUACUAAGAAACCCCGAGGAGUUUACAAAUGGAGCAGGCCGCUGACAAAGUGGCGGCGCCGCCACCACCGCCUCCUCCUCCACCAAAUACGCCUUUGGUGUCCCCUCCAAAUACUGAGAAUGAAGCAGAGAGCAGGCAGGGCCCCGAAGAGAGGAGCGGGGAACGAGCCGCCAUGAACUUGCUGGAGACUUGCGGCGUUUGUAGGCUGAACAUUCAGAGCCGCAGCCCCCGCCUGCUUCCUUGCUUGCACUCCCUGUGCCUUCGCUGUCUGCCGCCUCCGGAGAGAUACCUCAGCAUGCCCAGUGUGCCCUCCCCACAAACACCUCCUGGACCACCAGCUAAUACAGCCACUGUGCAGGGUGAGUCCCACUCUUAUUCCUUUCUACUCCCAAAUGCGCGCUACCAGGUCAAGAUAGCACGAAGAGCCUGGCAGGCUGGUGGAAACCAUGCCCACUCACCUGCCAACAGCACCACCUUCACUCCAUCCAGUCCUACAAUUACCAGCGUGGCAGGUAGUGAUGGAAAGGGUCUAUCUUCACCCAUUAUGGACUUGGUAACUUCAGCUGCCAAUUCUUUUAACCUCCCUCCUUUGCCUGACAUUGACGGCACUGGCAAUAUUAUACUGGACCACAUGAUGCGGAAAGAUGGUACUGUGGAUAACCUUCAUCAUCGUUUACAACACAGGAUGGUUCAGUCCCCUAACUCCUCUGUACCAUCACCAUUAGGACCUAUGGCUGGUGUUCAUCCACCGAUACGGACUUCUAGCGCAUCUAGCAUUGGCAGCAGGGAAAGCACUGGUUCUUCCAAUAAGCCAGCAGGAGGUGCUGAUUCCACACACAAAGUCCCUGUGGUCCGGUUGGAGCCAAUCAGGAUUAAAACAGAGAACAAUACUGACAAUGAUCCUCUUGAGUUUCCGGUAGUAGUUGUGAAGCAAGCCUCUAGGCGUGGAGCACAACAGCCUCGUAAUGCUGAUUAUUCAGGAAGCAUCUUGACAUCCAUGUUGCUUGACAGCAACAGUAACCGGACAUCCAAACCUGAUGCUGCCCCUCGAAGAGAUGCUCCUGAUAGCACCGGAGAUAGCCAUGUCACACAAGAGAGCCCGUUUUCAGGCACAGUUGACUGGACAAAUCAAGGUCGCCCAGCUGAGAGUGGGAAAGAGGAUGACCCAAAUGAAGACUGGUGUGCAGUGUGCCAGAAUGGAGGGGAGCUGUUGUGCUGUGAGAAAUGUCCCAAAGUCUUUCAUCUAUCCUGUCAUGUGCCUACGCUUAUGAACUUUCCAAGUGGGGAAUGGAUCUGUACCUUCUGUCGUGACCUUUCGAGACCAGAAGUAGAAUAUGAUUGUGAUGAUCCAUCUUUGACAGAGAAAAGAAAGCAAGGCGGAUUAAGUGGUUUAACACCAAUUGACCAGAGGAAAUGUGAAAGAAUCUUGUUGUACCUCUUCUGCAAUGAGAUGAGCCUUGCGUUUCAAGACCCUGUUCCACUUACUGUGCCUGACUACUAUAGAAUAAUUAAAAAUCCUAUGGACUUAUCUGGAAUCAAAAGAAAACUCCAGUCAAACAGUUCUCCUUACUACACUCUCCCAGAAGAGUUUGUAUAUGAUGUUCGUCUAAUAUUCAGGAAUUGUGCAGAAUUUAAUGAGCCUGAUUCAGAAGUAGCAAGUGCUGGAAUUAAACUGGAAGCUUACUUUGAAGAGCUACUUAUAAACCUCUACCGUGACAAGCAGUUCCCUAAAACUGAAGACAAUAAAAAUGAAUUUGGAUUAAGUGACGACUCAGAAGAUGACUUUGUGACGCCUCGUAAGAAACGAUUUAAAGGGGAGGAGCGACAGCUUUUCAAAUGAACUACUGCCUUAGAAGGGCUUCUGCACAUAAUUUGUCAUGUACAUAGAACAAGACUGUUUAGUUGGACAAAAAAGUUUUUGUUUUUUUGAAUGACUGAGCCCCUCUCACAAAGGAUUUUGCUUGUAUUUGGUGCAAACCGGUAGCACACUGCAUUAUCCUAACAAAUAUGGAUAAAAUAAUUCUGAUGCUGGUGGAGGUUUCCACAGACCUCAUUUUAAUAAGAGCAGUGUUGCCCUGGAUUUGGACUACCUUAACAGACAUUGCAGACUGAUUUUUGUCCAUACUGCACGUCUCCAGGUCUCCCAUACAGCCUUUACCACAUAUUUUAUUACAAUGUUCAAAUUCUUCCUGCAGUGUUCUUUAAAAUGUUUAAGUAGUUUUUCCUUUAUGUAUAGCUGGUAAAGCAGUGCUUACAUUAUCUACAUCUAUUUAAAACUGAAAACCAGAAACAGUGGUUGAGACACAGUGAAUCUCCUAAUGUCAGAGAAACGUAAUGAAAUUCUUUAAUGUUGCACCAUUUUAGCAGGUACAAUAAACACAUGCUGUAACACUAAGCAUGCAUGUGGCUUGGAAGCCUCCAGUAUCCAGGUGCUAUACUUUACAAAUGCUCUCUACACCAUGUUUUUCCUUGCUAACUUUUGUAUAUGACUUGUUUUUCUUGCAAGUAACUAUCACAAGUUAAAAUGUAUUUUGUUCAACUUCAAAACAUCUUAACAAGUGAGAAGAGCAAAGGUUUGAAGUAAUUUUACCUGUGCUCUCUAUGGCAUUGGGUAUAUUUAUUUUGCACAAUACUCAAGGAAACUGAGUUAGAUAUUAAUUUAAAGAAACAGUUUCACACCACUGAAACCAUUAAGUGGUUAUCAAGGCAAAAUUGUAUGCAGUCUUUAUCAAUAUGCUGUGUUCAAGCAGUGCAGAAUUAUGGUUUUAUUUUUUUUUAUAUAUAUAUAUUUAACUUAAUUGUUUAAAAAUGGUUUGAUCCCUUUUUCAUGUAUCAACCUCAGUUAUCUCCAUGCUCAUGAACUGCAGUUAUUUGUCUGAUAAUACAAAGUUUUAUUUUACAUUAUUACUUACUUUCUACAGAAAUGUGCUCAGCUAAUAACUGAUAGAACAUUACUAUUCUUCUACAGUGUAAAAAGUUAAACAUUUUCUGUUGGUCAUUAAAACUUUAAAUGCUAUUUAGAAGGAUAACUGCAAGUGUAUAACACUUCCAGAUGCUCUUCUUCAAAAGCAUAUUUAAUAAAUUGUUCAAGUACUUAUAUUUUGAAAGCAAAUUUGAAACAAUAGAUUUUACUGCAUGUCCCAGCAAAAAAACACAUUAACUUAAUGUGGAAUAUUAAGCACUACGACUAUUCCAACAUAGUGUUCUUGUAAAAUCAGUGUUAAGGUCCAUAAAUGCAAAGUAGGAUGGAUAGUUUCUACAUUGUACCAGUUGUUUAACUUAAAAUUCAGUGUUCUGUCCUAUUUUGUUCUUGCACUUUCUGAAAACAAUUCUGACUUCGUAUGAUCAUAAGCUUUGCCUCUUUUCGAGUCUUGAUGUUAUAGACUUGUAUCAAGUAAGGGCAGGUUUACUUCCAGAUGUAUGGCUGGUUGACAAUUCUUUUUUAUUCAUCAAAUGCCAACAGUGUUUUAACUGUUGUAAACAGCCAUUGUAAGAAAUACUAAUUGUAACAUUUUGCAGCGGUUGGGUAAAGAAACAUUCUUAUAUGUAGUAAGAAAACCUGUCUUCUCAUUGCAGUCUACAAAUUUGCUUUCCAACUCCAGCAGCAAAUGAAUAGUUGUUGCCUCCAUUCUUUCAGUCUUUAGUUGCUAGGGGAGUUAACUCAACAUUUAUUGCAGCUAUUAAAGCUGAUUAUAUUGUUUCCUGCAGUAAUUAGCGUGUUUGACCAUUCUAUAGGAGAAAGUCACCAUGUCAGUCAUCCCAAAUAUAUCAUAUGUACAAUGAGUUGUGUUUGUGUUUUGUUUUAACAUUUGUUAUACUAAAUGCCACUUAAAUAUGCUGUACUAUUUUAAUAUAGGUCAUUUGAAGAAA